AUGGAAGUCUACGUAGACGAUAUGCUAGUCAAAAGUCGGACCGCCGGCGAUCAUCUUCGAAACCUCUCACUCAUGUUCGGCAAGCUGAAAAAAUAUAACAUGUGCCUGAACCCGAGCAAAUGCGCCUUCGGCGUCUCUUCCAGCAAAUUCCUAGGCUUCAUGAUUAGCCAAAGGGGAUUGAAGCCAACCCCGAGAAGAUCCGAGCGCUCAUCGAUAUGCGGGUGCCGAGGACGAAGAAGGAGGUUCAGAGCCUCACCGGCCAAGUCGCCACCUUGGCCGGUUUCAUAUCAAAGGCCAUUGAUCAGUGCGCCCCUUUCUUCAAAGCUCUCAAAGGGAGCAAACGGCAGGUCGAUUGGACUUCUGAAUGCGACCGAGCAUUCGAAGAUCUGA
Prunus armeniaca (apricot) is the source of this 390-nucleotide messenger RNA. Lineage: Eukaryota; Viridiplantae; Streptophyta; Magnoliopsida; Rosales; Rosaceae. The record is from the annotation of a GenBank genome assembly.